This is a messenger RNA of Talpa occidentalis (Iberian mole), 2377 nucleotides long. It is a transcript of the gene AGK, whose product is annotated as acylglycerol kinase. Bases 143 to 1408 code for a protein of 421 amino acids. Lineage: Eukaryota; Metazoa; Chordata; Mammalia; Eulipotyphla; Talpidae. Gene Ontology annotation, biological process: protein insertion into mitochondrial inner membrane; ceramide biosynthetic process. The record is from RefSeq and is a predicted model, not a curated record. Gene Ontology annotation, cellular component: mitochondrion; TIM22 mitochondrial import inner membrane insertion complex. Gene Ontology annotation, molecular function: acylglycerol kinase activity; ATP-dependent diacylglycerol kinase activity; ceramide kinase activity. The transcript is spliced from 16 exons.
UCCCGCCCCUCUCGGAUGUGAGCUUUGCAGCCUCGCGAGUGACUCUGAGCUCGUGGUGCAGCCUCGUUUUUCUGACUAGGGGACGGACUACAUGAUGUGACUGACUCUCACUACCAGCAGCCCGUCAGAUCCCUAGGAGAAGAUGACUGUGGUCUUUAAGACACUUCGAAAUCACUGGAAGAAAACUACAGCCGGGAUCUGCCUGCUGACAUGGGGAGGUCGCUGGCUCUAUGAGAAGCACUGUGAUAACCUCCUAAGGAGAGCAGCCUGCCAAGAAGCUCAGGUGUUUGGCAAUCAGCUCAUUCCUCCCAAUGCACAAGUGAAGAAGGCAACCGUCUUCCUCAACCCUGCGGCUUGCAAAGGCAAAGCCCGGACUCUCUUUGAAAAAAAUGCGGCCCCGAUUCUGCACUUAUCUGGCAUGGAUGUGACUGUAGUGAAGACAGAUUAUGAGGGCCAAGCCAAGAAGCUCCUGGAGCUGAUGGAAAGCACUGACAUGAUCAUCGUGGCUGGGGGAGACGGGACCCUGCAGGAGGUUAUUACUGGAGUUCUUCGAAGAGCAGAUGAGGCUUCCUUCAGUAAGAUUCCCAUUGGAUUUAUCCCACUGGGCCAGACCAGUAGUUUGAGUCACACCCUCUUUGCCGAAAGUGGAAACAAAGUCCAACACAUUACAGACGCCACACUUGCCAUUGUGAAAGGAGAGACAGUUCCACUUGAUGUCUUGCGGAUCAAGGGUGAAAAGGAACAACCUGUGUUUGCAAUGACGGGUCUUCGGUGGGGAUCCUUCAGAGAUGCUGGCGUCACAGUUAGCAAAUACUGGUAUCUUGGGCCUCUAAAAACCAAAGCAGCUCACUUUUUCAGCACUCUUAAGGAGUGGCCUCAGACACAUCAGGCCUGUAUUUCGUACACGGGACCUACGGAGAGACCCCCCAGUGGAACGGCGGAGACCUCCCCAAGGCCCUCCCUGUACAGGAGGAUACUGCGCAGGCUUGCGUCCUACUGGGCCCAGCCGCAAGACGCCCUCUCCCAGAAGGUGAGGCCGGAGGACUGGAAGGAAAUGCAACUGUCCACCAUCGAACUGUCCAUCACCACACGCAACAGCCAUCUUGACCUUACGAGCAAAGAAGACUUCAUGAACAUCUGCGUGGAGCCAGACACCGUCAGCAAAGGAGACUUUAUAACUCUCGGAAGUAAGAAGGUGAGAGACCCGGAGCUGCAUGCCGCGGGCACCGAGUGUCUCCACGCCAGCCGGUGCGCCCUGCUAAUUCCCGAGGGGACCGAGGGCUCCUUCAGCAUCGACAGCGAGGAGUACGAAGCAAUGCCGGUGGAGGUGCAGCUGCUCCCCCGGAAGCUGCAGUUCUUCUGUGACCCAAGGAAGAGAGAGCAGAUGCUGCAGAGUCCAGCCCAGUGAGCGGGUGCAGUGAGAAGUGGGCGCCCUUUACGCGCCAGUGGGACCACAAGGGGACCAGGCCGCCCCUGCCACUCACGGUGGGUCCAUCUGCCCCUCCACUCUCAGCUGUUGCCAUGCGCUUCCGUGCUGCGGCAGCUGCUCCCUCCUCCACGCUGACUUCCUCAGGCUGGUUCCAGGAGUUCUCCCUCAGGGGAUGGAAAAGGGCCAGGCCUUAUUGCCUGGGAGCAGGCCUCACAGCAGCACUUCUCCUGCUUGUUCUGGUCUCUGGCGAUCCUAGGGCAUGCAGGGAAGGGCUGCCUACCCUCCUAUCUGGGUGCUGCUGCCUCCUGAGCUCUGACUCUGUUCCCCUUCUGUCCUCCGUCCAAACCGUAAGUGCGAUGUUUUCCCCCUCAGCUGCAGCUGAAACCUGUAUGAAAAUCCAUGCUUCCUAAAUGUUGGUUUGCAUGAGAACUACUUGGGGUGGGUGCAUGUUAAACUGAAUCGCUUGGGGCCCAACCCUAACAGCUCAAUCCAGGGCUGGAGCCCAGGAAGCUGCAUUUUAAAAAACAGAGCAGCCUGCCCUCCCCCCAAGAUCCUCCACCUUACCUGGCCACACAGCAAAGCCGCAGUCCACACAGCUCUGCCCAGGGGCUGUCCUGGAAAAAUCAUGUGCCCCGCCCACUUGUAAGCCGCAUCUAAAAUUCUCGAAGGGAAGUAAGAGUUGCCAAAGUAUGUAUUUUCUGGUGUCAUGUAAAUAUUGGUAUUUUAAAAUAAAACUGUUAACAUCACUCCCUUAAACAUAUUCAGUGUAAUUUAAAUACAUAACAAUUUGAUGCUCAUCAUCCAUUUACAAAAAUAAAUUAGCCGUUGAAAAGUUUAAAUUGAGUAUUUCCAGACCACUUUCAGCAGAGAAUGUGGUCCUGCUGUGAUCUAUUUUUAUCACUCAGCCGGUCUUCCAACAAAAAAUAUAAAUGGAAAUGUUCUUUAUAA